CAGAGUCCGUUUGCGCCGAGUCCUACCGGCCCCCUGCAUAUGGGAGGCGUCCGCACGGCGCUGUACAACUACCUUUUCGCGCGCCAGCACGGCGGCGACUUUAUCCUUCGCAUCGAAGACACCGAUUCGCACCGAUUCGUACCGGGAGCGGAGAGCUAUAUCAUGGAGUCGCUCAAAUGGUGCGGCAUCACGAUCGACGAAGGCAUCAACGAGGGAGGCCCUCACGCCCCGUACCGCCAGAGCGAGCGCAAAGAGAUCUACCUGAAAUACGCCUUGCAACUGGUCGGAUCGGGCGACGCUUAUUACGCUUUCGACACGCCCGACGAACUGAACGCGAUCCGCGCGGAAGCCGAAGCAGCCGGCAAAACGUUCGCGUACAAUUACGAAGUGCGCACCCGCUGGCCACUGGGUGAUCCGUUUCAAAAUGCCCGAAAACGAGGAGGUGCGGAUGCACGACCUGAUUCGCGGCGACGUGACGGUACACACUUCGACGCUGGACGACAAGGUGCUCUACAAAUCGGCCGAUGCGCUGCCGACCUACCACCUGGCCAACAUCGUCGACGAUCACCUGAUGGAGAUUUCGCAUGUGAUUCGCGGCGAAGAGUGGCUGCCGUCGCUGCCGUUGCACUACUUGCUGUACCGCGCGCUCGGCUGGAGCGACACGCAGCCCGAAUUCGCCCACCUGCCGCUGCUGCUGAAACCUACCGCGGCGGCAAGCUGAGCAAGCGCGACGGCGACAAGAUGGGAUUCCCGGUAUUCCCGCUGCAAUGGACGUCGCCCGAAGGCGAGACCUCGCACGGCUACCGCGAAGACGGGUAUUUUCCGGAAGCAUUCGUCAACAUGCUGGCACUGCUGGGCUGGAAUCCGGGAACCGACCAGGAGAUCUUCUCGAUGGACGAACUGAUCGGCGCCUUCUCGCUCGAACGCGUCAGCAAGAGCGGCGCCCGUUCAACCCGGAAAAAGCGCACUGGUUCAACGCCCAGUACCUGCACGCCAAAUCCGAUGCGGAACUGGCCGCGCUGUACGCCCGAUCCUGAAGGCGAAAGGGGUGGACGCCCGGCCGCCAAAACGGCCCGGGUGAUCGCGCUGAUCAAACAGCGCGCGACAUUCGUCAGCGAUUUCUGGAAUCUAACCUCGUUCAUGUUCGUCGCGCCGGAGCAAUACGACCCAAAUCGACCGCCAAAUUCUGGAAAGGCGAAAAUCCGACGCGGAUCGCAGCACUGCGGACGCUGCUGGCAGGGAUCGACGACUUCUCGAAAGAGAACACCGAAAAAAUCGUAUUCGAAUGGAUCGCGCAAAACGAAUAUCCGAUGGGACAGGUGA
Messenger RNA from Mycena citricolor, 1323 nucleotides. The record is from the annotation of a GenBank genome assembly. Lineage: Eukaryota; Fungi; Basidiomycota; Agaricomycetes; Agaricales; Mycenaceae.